Molecule: messenger RNA, 13097 nt
Organism: Peromyscus eremicus (cactus mouse)
Lineage: Eukaryota; Metazoa; Chordata; Mammalia; Rodentia; Cricetidae
Gene: Pkhd1
Product: PKHD1 ciliary IPT domain containing fibrocystin/polyductin
Exons: 67
Coding region: 214-12417 (4067 amino acids)
Source: RefSeq, a predicted model, not a curated record
GCGAGUUAUAGUCUAACAGCAGGGAGCUACCUGCAUGCUAGAUGCAGGCCGGGUUCUCACCAGAAAACACGGCAUCAUUUGGAAAAGGAAGAUUCUCCUUUGAAUCACAAGGCAGGCACAGAAAUCAGGCUCAAAAGCCACAUUGCACCAAUCAACACGAAAAAUGCUUUUAAUAUCGGAGCCAUCUUAAGAGGGCUGAGCUAGCCGGACGUCAUGCCUGCUUGGCUGAUUGCUCUGCUGAGCACGGAAGUAUUACUUCUAGCAGAUCCCUACCUGAGUUUCCAGGUUGAACCUGCAGAAGGUAGCCUCGCAGGGGGAACGUGGAUCACAGUUGUUUUUGAAGGUUUGGAGAAAAGUGUUCUUUACCCCACCAACGGCUCUCAGCUGGAGAUAGACCUGGUGAAUGUGGCAGUUCCUGCCUUGCCGAGGAUCCCCUGUGAUGUCUCUCCUGUCUUCCUGGAUUUGCCUGUGGUGACUUGCCAGACCAGAUCUCUGCUGUCUGAAGCACAUGCAGGUCUGUACUCUCUGGAGAUACGCUCUGGGGAGCAAGUGAUCGGCAGCCCAUGUCCAGGGUCACUAGACGGCUGUGCUUUCAAGUUUUCCAAGGCACAGACACCUGUUGUGUAUCAAGUUAACCCGCCAAGUGGAGUACCAGGAGAAGUAGUACAUGUGUAUGGCUGGAUCAUCACUGAUCGGUUGGAGACCUUUGAUACUGAUGUGUACUACAUUGACAGCCCAUUGAUCCUGGAAGCUGGUAGAGACAAAUGGCUUACUCCUUGUUCCCUUGUAAAUAGGCAGACAGGAAGCUGUUUUCCCAUCCAGGAGGAACAUGGCCUUGGGACUGUGCAGUGUCGUGUGGAAGGCGAUUACAUUGGUUCCCAGAAUGUUAGUUUCUCAGUAUUUAACAAAGGGAGGUCAAUGGUGCACAAGGAAGCCUGGCUGAUCAGUGCUAAACAGGACCUGUUCCUAUACCAGACACACUCAGAAAUCCUAUCUGUGUUUCCAAAAGUUGGGAGCCUUGGUGGAAGAACAGACAUCACCAUUUCAGGAGAUUUCUUUGACCCUUCUGCCCGGGUUACCAUUGCAGGCAUCCCAUGUGACAUUAGACGUGUGUCUCCCAGGAAGAUUGAGUGCACCACCCGGGCUCCAGGAAAAGGAGCAAGGCUCACUGCUCCUCAGGCAGGCAAUCGAGGACUUCUUUUUGAAGUUGGAGAUGCUGCUGCAGAUGCGGAGCUGAAUGCGGCCACCCCAGGGUACAGGUGGCAGAUAGUCCCCAAUGCCAGUUCUCCAUCUGGAUUUUGGUCAAAGGAAGGGCAACCUUUCAGGGCACGGCUCAGUGGGUUCUUUGUGGCUCCAGAGACAAACAAUUACACAUUCUGGAUCCAGGCUGACAGCCAAGCUUCCUUGCAUUUCAGUCGCUCCGAGGAGCCAAGGACUAAGGUAGAGGUGGCCUCUGUUGGAGUUGGCACUGCUGACUGGUUUGACUCUUGGGAGCAGAAAGGGAAUGAAGGGAGUUGGCAACAGAAGACCACUAAGUUAGAACUGCGGGCAGGAGGCAAGUACUACUUGGAAGCAGAGCAGCAUGGGAUAGCCCCCAGCAGGGGGAUGAGAAUUGCCGUCCAGAUCCACAACACCUGGCUGAAUCCUGAUGUGGUCAACACUUACCUUCUGGAGAAACACCAGAUCCGAGCCCGAGCCCAGAGACUUCCAGAGCUACAGAUGUUGAAUGUGUCAGCUAGAGGAAACUUUUUCCUUACUUGGGACAAUGUCUCUAGCCAGCCAGUUCCUGCCAACGCUACAGCUCAACAGAUCCAAGCCACCAUUGAGGAGCUUCUUGUGGUUAAGUGCAAUCUGGAACCAGUUUCAGCUCGCAUUCUACUCCGACUUGGAUUUGAGCAAGGCCUAGAAGGUUCCAGCUCUGAUGGGGUCCUCACCACUUCAACUGAACCCUUCUGUGGCAGAUUCAGCCUUGGUCAACUUCAACACCUUAUCCUAAAACCCUCAGCUGCCAAACAUGGCUACCAGCUGGAUCAGUACCCAUAUCUGUGCACUGCAUACAGAGGCCACAUAAACGGGACUGCCCUGAAGAUGACUGUUUCUUUCAUAUUUGGCUUCCAAAAUAUCACGAAGAAUACCACUUGCGACUGGAGUCUCACGGAACCUCACCCUGAGAGCUGGCAGUUCGCUUGCGUUAACCUCUGGGACACAUGUGUGCAUCACUCUGAGGAUCUCCAGUCUUCUCUGACAAACACUGCGUUGCUGGUUCAUCGGAUUGACAUCCUUCCUGUGGCCCCGGAGGCGGGCCUGCUCUAUCUGGAUGAAAUUAUCCUUGCAGACACAAACGUAACAGUUUCUCAAGCUGAUUCUGGAACAGCCCGCCCAGGUGGGAAUCUGGUGGAGUCAGUCUCUGUGGUGGGAUUCCCUCCAGUCUACCGCAUAGCCUUCUGGUUGGCGGGGUGUGGCUCAGAGCUCCCACUCAUCACUGCAUGCUACGUGCCCGCUGAGGGGACAGGUGAAGGAUCAGAACUGAUUGAAGUGACCGCACAGCGACUCCAGAGGACAAGCCCGCCUUUGGGAGGACACUUCUUCCUCCAACUCUCCGACACAGUGAUACUCGAUGUUCCGGUGCACAUGUCUUCCAGACAUCUUCAUAAGCUAUUGCAGGACAAUGCUGAUGAGUCCACAUCUGGAUACCUCAAUGUCAGUGACUUCACUGUGACAAAGGAGCUACACUCCUGCUAUGAACAUGUGUGGACUCUUUCUUGGACUACUCAGACUGGGGAUUUGCCCAAUUUUAUCAGAGUCUCAGAUCAAAAUCUUACUGGGGUGAAUCCUGCAGUAAUUGCUCGUGUGGUAUAUGACGGUGGAGUUUUCCUUGGACCCAUCUUUGGAGACAUGUUGGCUACUGCCAACCAGCAAACUCAGGUGGCUGUACAAGUGAAUGACGUACCAGCCUCCUGUUCGGGCUCCUGUUCUUUCCAAUACCUGCAAGAGUCAACUCCCAGUGUGGAUUAUGUGUGGUAUUCCCCUGGUUGUGACGUCAACCUACUGGUUUAUUUUACUGGAACUGGUUUCCUUGGAGAUUCCCAGUCCUUACAGGUUACAGUGAACAAAACAAGUUGUGAAGUUAUUUUCUCAAAUGAAACAAACGUGGUCUGUGAGAUGGACCUGUUACCAGUGGGAGUGCAUCGGAUUUUGAUGCUGGUGAGACCUUCAGGCCUUGCUGUUAAUGCCAGUGGAGAAGGCCUCUUCCUGCAUGUGGAACCCAGGCUCGAUGCUGUGGAGCCUGCUACGGCUGCAGAGAUAGGAGGACUGUUGGUUACCCUCCGAGGCUCCAGUUUGGAAGGUGUCAGCCUGGUGUUGUUUGGAAGGCAGUCCUGUGCCAUUGAUGUCAUCAACAGCAAUUCACAACAAAUUCAAUGCAAAGUCCCACCCAGGGGGAAAGAUGGAUACACCGUGAAUGUGACUGCGAUCAGUGGAAGCCACUCCACAGUUCUUCCCAGAGCGUUUACUUACGUCUCCUCUUUAAAUCCAGUGAUGGUGUCUUUGAGCAGAAACACAAGCAACAUAGCAGGAGGAGGGAUCCUGUUCCUUGGGAUGACGCGGCUGGUGAACUACACUGAUCUGGAUGUACAAAUCCGUGUGCAGGACACCUGUGCUCAGGUCCUCACACAGACAGCUUGGGGACUGGAGGUGGUGCUGCCCCCACUGCUGGCUGGCACCCACAUGAUUUCAGCCUUCAUUAAUGGAGUGAGCAUUCGUUCACAGGGGGUUGAUCUCCAUAUCCAAUACCUCACUGAAGUUUUCAGCAUGGAGCCUUGCUCUGGGUCUCUUUUGGGUGGAACUAUCCUCAGCCUUUCAGGAGCAGGACUUGGCAGAGAUCCGAGUCUGAUUUGGGUACUUGUGGACAGUCAGCCUUGUGAUAUUGUGAAUUUAACAGAAGUGACUGUCUGGUGUGAGACUCCUCCAGCUGCGCUGCCCCCCAGGGCCGAUGGUCUCACUGUGCCAGCUUCUGUGGAGAUCUGGGUUGGCAACACUUCCUUCCUCCAUGGACCAAGCUUGGUGGGGAAGGGCUUUACCUUCAUGUAUGAAGCCGCAUCAACACCAGUGGUCACUGCUAUGUGGGGAGAACUCGCGAACAACAGCCUGGGGUUCUAUGUGGAAGGAAAUAACCUCUCUGACUCAGCCAUUCUUUUGGGAACCUUGAAAUGUGACCUUCAAGUGCAGUCUUUUGUCGAUAACAUGAACCUGUCUGAGUGCUCCUUUCCUCUCUCCGAUUUGGAAGCAGGGGUCUAUCCUCUCCAACUUCGUCACAAGUGGAUGGGGUUUGCCAAUAUGUCCGCAGUGCCCCAGGAAUUUGAAUUGUCACCCCGGAUAGUGACCAUCUUCCCAACACGUGGUUCUAUGUGUGGUGGGACAAUACUCACUGUGAAGGGUGUUGCCUUCAGUUCUAGAAGGAAGUCAGUUCAUGUCAAUCUUCCACACCCUUUUGCUUGUGUGAUUUUGAGUUUGGGAGACCAUACAGUUCUAUGCCAGACCAAAUUGGUGGGUGACCACUUUUCUCAAGUGUCAUCUGCUCUAAAUGUCACAGUUCUGGUCAAUGGACUGGCCAGCAAAUGCGAGGGGAACUGUACCCUCUUCAUGCAGGAAGAAACAACUCCUGUUGUGGAUGCCUUGACUCUAAGCAUCAAUGGUUCCCUCACCACAGUGCUGAUGAGAGGCCGGAGGUUGGGUACCGCUGUUGCUGAGCCAACAGUGUUUGUGGAUGAACAACUUCCUUGCCACACAACUUUCUUCAAUUCCAGCCAUGUGGCAUGCCAGAUGAGUGAUUUGACCCCAGGGUCUCACUACCUGUCAGUUGUUCAUACAAGCACUGGAUACGCUUGCCUGGACAGUGUUUAUAGAAGCUUCUUCAUUGUCCCUCAGGUGUUUGAAUAUUUUCCUAAGAAUUUCAGCAUCCAUGGUGGAAGUCUCUUGACCAUAGAAGGCACAGCUCUUAGAGGAUGGAAUGCUACGUUUGUCUAUGUUGGCCAACAGGCUUGUCUAACAGUGAACAUCAGUUCUGAGCUCAUCCAGUGCAUUAUGCCUGCAGGAAAUGGCUCUGUUGCUCUGGAAGUAGAGGUGGAUGGAGUUUUGUAUCACAUGGGACUUGUUGGUUAUAGCAGUGUCUUUACCCCAGAAUUGCUUUCUGUUUCACGGAAUCAUGACAUCUUAACCUUUGCAGUGGCCCAGAUCUCAGGGGCUGCAAAUGUUGACAUAUUUGUCGGGAUGUCACCAUGUGUAGGUGUCUCUGGUAACCGUACAGUUCUCCAAUGCGUGGUCCCUUUCCUUCCUGCUGGGGAGUAUCCUGUCACAGGUUACGAUCACUGCAGAGGAUGGGCCUCAUCGGCUCUCGUCCUCGAGCUGAGAGCCGCUGUGACCUCAGUGACUGAGAACUUUGGCUGCCUGGGUGGAAGGCUUUUGCAUGUGUUUGGAGCAGGAUUUUCUCCAGGGAACAUCUCAGCUGCCGUGUGUGGUGCUCCGUGCCAAGUCUUGGCUAAUGCAACAGUGUCUGCCUUCAGCUGCUUGGUUCUGCCCCUGGAUGUGUCCUUGGCUUUCCUGUGUGACCUGAGGCAUGCAGAAGACAGCUGUGAAGCUAGAAGCCACACCUACUUGCAGUGUGAGUUGACUGUCACCAUGGGGACACAGAGACUGCCUGGAUCCUGGCCCUACCUCUACCUUUGUGAAGAGAGUUCCCAGUGUCUCUUUGCACCAGAUCACCGGGCAGAGCCAGCCUUCCCAUUGUUCUCAGGCCUCUUCCUCAGCCCUAAAGUGGAAAGAGAUGAAGUUCUCAUCUAUAAUAGCUCCUGUAACAUUACCAUGGAAACUGAGGCAGAGAUGGAGUGCGAGACGCCUAAUCAGCCAAUUAUCGCCAAGAUUACUGAAAUACAGAAAAGCCGGGGCCAGAACACUCAGGGCAACUUUUCCUUCCAGUUCUGCCGGAGGUGGUCCAGGCCUCACAGUUGGUUUCCCCAAAGAGUGCCACACGAUGGCGACAAUGUCACAGUGGAGACCAGUCAGCUGCUACUGCUUGAUGUGAACACAAGCCUCCUGAACUCGCUGCACAUUAAAGGCGGCAAGUUGAUUUUCAUGGAGCCAGGACCCAUCAAGCUCAGAGCCCACUCCAUCCUUAUUACAGAUGGUGGAGAGCUCCAUAUUGGAUCUGAGGACAAGCCUUUCCAAGGCAAAGCAUGGCUCAAACUCUAUGGAAGUUCCUACUCUACUCCCUUCUUUCCGUAUGGAGUGAAGUUCCUGGCUGUGAGGAAUGGGACUCUUUCCCUGCAUGGUUCAGUUCCAGAAGUUACUGUCACCUCCCUUCGAGCAGCUGCAUGUGCAGGAGACACGACAUUGGUUCUGGAGGAAGCUGUGGACUGGCACCCUGGGGAUGAGGCUGUCAUCAUCAGUGGAAUGAGUGUUGAAGGUGCUGGACCGAUGGAAGAGGUUGUUGUUGUGGAAACUGUGCACAAUACAUACCUCCAUCUCAGGACCCCCUUGAGAUAUUCUUACAACUUCACAGAGAACUGGGUAGCUGGAAAGAAUCAUAUUUUGAAGGCUACUGUGGCUCUUCUCAGCAGGAACAUUGUCAUCCAAGGAAAUCUCACUCUUGAGAGGGUAAAGCGCCUCCAUUCCUGCCAGGAGGCCAAUGCUACUAAAGGUAACCUAAAGCACUGUUUUUACUCUAAGAGUGAAAAGAUGCUGGGAGCCAGGGAUCUGGGGGCCAGAGUAAUCAUUCAGUCCUUCCCAGAGGAACCCAGCUUGGUCAAGCUGAAGGGAGUUCAGUUUCAAGACCUGGGGCAGGCCUUCCAUAAGCAUCUGAGCUCACUCACCCUGGUGGGAACUAUGAGAGGUUCCUAUCUCCAGAGCUGUUCAAUGUGGGGCUCCUUCAGCAGAGGCCUUAGCAUGCAUAGGACCUGGGGCCUGAGGGUGGACAGUAAUAUAUUCUACAAGAUUAUAGGCCAUGCCCUGUUGGUGGGGACCUAUAUGGACAGUAAGUUUGGCACUAGUGAGACUAUUAUUGGAAGAAAAAAUGACUGGUGGGAACAGGGAAGUACAAUAAGAAACAAUGUGAUCAUCAGUGUUUCUGGGGCUGAGGGACUGUCCAGUCCUGAAAUUUUGGCACCAGCUGGCAUCUACACUUACAGUCCCACCAUCGUGGUAGAGGGCAACAGAGUUUGUGCAGCUGGCUAUGGCUAUGUUUUCCACCUGGUGACCAACCAAACAUCACAAGCUCCACUCCUCUCAUUCACGUUGAACAUUGCUCAUUCUUGUACCAGGUACGGUCUCCUUAUAUAUCCUAAAUUUCAGCCACUGUGGAAUAAUGAUACUGGCCUCACUCUCUUCCAAGAUUUCAUGGUUUGGGGAAGUGCAGGUGGUGCCCAGAUUUUUAGGAGUAAUAAUCUACACCUGAAAAACUUCCAAGUGUAUGCAUGCAGAGAUUGUGGAAUCGACAUUUUGGAAAGUGAUGCAAACACUUUGGUUACCGACAGCUUGUUACUUGGUCGGUUCACACAUGAGGGAAGUCUAUGUAUGUCAGCUGGAAUUAAAACUCCCAAAAGAUGGGAACUGAUGGUUUCUAAUACAACUUUUGUUAAUUUUGAUCUGAAUUGUGUGGCCAUCAGAACCUGUUCUGGCUGUUCCCAAGGACAGGGUGGAUUUACUGUGAAGACCAGGGAAUUGAAGUUUGAAAACUCUCCAAAUUUAGUAGCAUUUCCAUUUCCUCAUGCAGCAGUUUUGGAAGACUUGGAUGGGUCCUUGUCUGGGAAAAAUGGAAGUCAUAUUCUUGCUUCUAUGGAAACCCUCUCAGAUACAUGCUUGGCCAAUGCAAGCUUCAGUCAUAUUGUCCCUGGCAGCAUCUGUGGGGAAGGUGUUCUCUUUCAUCGUAUGUCUAUUGGUUUAGAGAAGGCCCUUGGUGUUCCUAAGAAUUUAAUCAUAACUGACAGCAGAAACAAGACGAUCACUGUCAAUUAUGUGGGUGACACAUUGUCUAACUAUUAUGGCUGGAUGGCUCUACUCUUGGAUCAAGAGACCUACUCGCUGCAGUUCCAGAGCCCUUGCAUGGACAGGUCUUUGCAGUACUUGGCAACCUUUGACAGCUUUGCCCCCCAAAGUCAUCUCUUGCUGCAGCACGGGGACCUGCCGCCUUACCCGGACAUCCUCAUCAGAUGUGGGAAUCUCCCGGGUCAGUCACUUCCAUCUCCUCCUUUGCCCAGUCAUGACAGAGGCUGUGACUGGUUCUUCAACAGCCAGUUAAGGCAGCUCACCUAUCUGGUUUCAGGUGAAGGUCAAGUUCAGGUGUUUCUCCAGGUGAGGGAAGGUGUGGCUCCCACUGUUUCGGCUUCUACAUUUGUACCUGAAUCAGCUUUAAAAUGGUCCCUUCCUGAAACAUGGCAAGACGUUGAAAAAGGCUGGGGAGGAUACAACCAGACCACCCCAGGACCUGGUGAUGACGUCUUGAUUUUACCCAACAGGACUGUUCUUGUGGAUACCGAUCUCCCAGUACUUAGACGCCUCUAUGUGAUGGGGACCUUAGAAUUCCCUGUGGACAGAAGCAAUGUUCUGAGUGUGGCAUGCUUACUCAUUGCAGGAGGGGAGCUGAAAGUAGGUACUUUAAAAAAUCCCUUAGAAAAAGAACAAAGACUUCUGAUUCUCCUUAGAGCCUCAGAAGAAAUCUUUUGUGACCAUUUGGAUGGAAUUCGUGUUGACCCAGGAACAAUUGGAGUUUAUGGGAAACUUUACCUUCACAGUGCUUAUCCUAAGAAAUCCUGGGUACACCUUGGAGCUGAUAUUGCACCAGGAAAUGAGAGAAUCAUAGUAGAUGAUGCAGUGGAUUGGCAGCCCCAUGACAAAGUCAUCCUCAGCUCUUCUUCUUAUGAGCCUCAUGAGGCAGAGGUCCUCACCAUAAAGGAAGUCAAGGGCCAUCACAUCAGGAUCUAUGAACGUCUUAGACAUCGGCACAUUGGAAGUGCACACAUCAUGGAGGAUGGUCAACACAUUCCUUUGGCUGCUGAGGUUGGACUGUUGACUAGGAACAUUAAAAUUCAGUCUGACUCAUCAUGUAAAGGGAGACUCCUUGUGGGGUCCUUCAGGAAGUCUAGCAGAGAAGAGUUUUCUGGUAUUCUUCAACUUCUAAAUGUAGAAAUUCAGAACUUGGGGUCGCCAAUGUAUUCAUCCAUUGAAUUCACUGGUGUGUCAGCUGGAUCCUGGGUAAUAUCCUCUACUAUACAUCAAAGCUGCGGCAUGGGCAUCUGUGCAUCUGCCAGUCAUGGGAUGAUUUUAAAUGACAAUGUAGUGUUCAGCACAAGUGGCCAUGGCAUUGAUCUGGAGGGUCAGAACUAUUCUCUCACUAAUAACCUUGUUGUCCUGACGAUGCAGUCAGCAAGGUCAUCUCCUUGGGUGGCAGGAAUCAAAGUGGACUAUGCAAAGGAUAUCAUUCUUCGUGGCAAUGUGGUGGCAGGGUCAGAAAGACUUGGCUUUCACGUAUGUGGCCAUAGGUGCUCUUCUGAAGUGCUUUGGUCUGACAAUGUGGUCCACUCAAGUCUUCAUGGCCUUCACCUCUACAAGAAACAUGAAUCCAACAACUGUACCGGUAUCUCUGGAUUCCUGGCUUUUAAGAACUUUGACUAUGGUGCCAUGGUGCAGACGGAGAAUAGUGUGGACCUGCAGAAUAUCACUCUGGUAGACAAUACUAUUGGUCUUUUGGUAGUUGGGUAUGCAUCUUCGGCUCCACCGGGCUCCAUCAGAGCUGUGCAGAUUGUGCUUAGGAAUUCAAUCAUUGUGGCCACUAGCUCCUCUUUUGACUGCAUUCAAGAUAGAAAGACACCUCAGUCAGCCAACUGGACAUCAACAGAUAGAGCACCUUCCAAUCCCAGAGGAGGCCGGAUUGGUAUUCUGUGGCCAAUUUUCACCUCAGAACCAAAUCAAUGGCCACAGGAGCCAUGGCAUAAAGUGAGAAGUGGCCAUCCAGUUUCAGGAAUUAUGAAGCUUCAAGAUGUCACAUUUUCUAGUUUUGUGAAGAGUUGCUAUAGUGGUGACCUGGAUGUUUGCAUCCUGCCUAAUGAGUAUAGCACUGGAAUCAUGUACCCAAUAACAGCAGAGAGAACCAGAAUGCUGAGGAUGAAGGACAAAAACAAGUUCUACUUCCCUCCAUCACAGCCCAGGAAAGAUUUAGAAGGAACCGUUUGCCUUGAAUCUGACUGGGAAAGUCCAAGAAAAUACCUUUUCACCGAUCUGGAUGGGAGAACCCUGGGUCUGCCUCCACCCGUCUCUGUGUUUCCAAAGAUAGAGGCAGAAUGGACUGGAUCAUUCUUCAACACAGGUAUAUUCAGAGAAGAGCAGAAAUGCACAUUCCGAGCAAUGAUCCAUGGCUUCUUCUGCAAGCAGACUGACCAUGUAGUCCUAAUUCUCCAUAAUGUUGAUGAAACUUGGACAGUCCCAACGUCAUACCCACUUGUAUCCGUUACUAAUGGCUUUGUUGACACAUUUAGCAGGGUGAAGGAUAGUACCCCAUGCGCUACCACUACCUCUGUGUCUACUUUCUAUACCAUCUUACCUACCAGGCAAAUUACCAAAGUAUGCUUUGUGGAGCGAACACCCCCAUUAUUGCACUUUUCUCUACUGGGCAACAGAAGCACCUCCAAGCUCAUUUUGGCUGUGUUCUACAAUGAGAUUCAGAGCCCUCACGUUUUCUUAGAAAAAAAGUUGAUUCCACCUACUCCAGUAGAGUCAGCGUCUUCAUUGUUGAAUGAGUCUGCUGGUGCCAACUACUUUGACAUCAUGAAUAACCUCUUGUAUGUUGUGCUGCAAGGAGGGGAGCCUCUUGAGAUACACUCCAGUGUUUCCAUUCAUUUGGCUUUCACUGUGACAUUUUCAGUCCUAGAAAAAGGAUGGGAAAGAGCAAUGCUUGAAAGCCUAACACGCUUCUUACAGAUUGACCCAAACCAAAUCAAAUUCACUCUGCAGAUGCCUGGCACCAAAGAGACCUUAGAGGCCAUGGCAAACAGUAGAGGAAAACGAAAACGCAAUUGCCCAAUUGUAACUUAUGAUAGCGCUUCGACCAGAUUUGGUCAACGCAGACCUCUCAUGGCAGAAAUGAUGUCAUACAGGAUCACACCGACAAGCUCUGUGGAAACUUUCUCAAAGGUGAUUGUCAUCGAAAUUGGUGAUCUGCCAAAUGUAAGGAGCACUGAAUUCAUUCCAUCCUUCCCAAGUAACAGAUUACAGAAUUUGGCUUACCAAGUUAUCACUGCUCAACAGACUGGAGUCCUGGAAGAUAUUCUCGGUAUGACUGUCGGGGCCCUACUGGUGACUCAGUCAGAGGAAGUCACAGGCUAUAGAAAUGCAAGUAGUUUAAGAACUGGGAACCCCAUAUAUACCCGGCCCUCUGUACUUUCCGUGCUGGUCCAGCCUUCAGAUGGGGAAGUGGGAGUAGAUCUGCCAGUUCAGCCACAGCUUGUCUUCCUGGAUGAGAAGAACCAAAGAGUGGAGACUUUGGGUCUCCCCUCGGAGCCUUGGAUUAUUUCAGCUUCCCUGGAAGGGGCAUCGGAUUUGAUGCUAAAAGGAUGUACCCAGGCAGAAGCACGGGAUGGCUAUGUGAGCUUCUCCAGAUUGUCCGUCUUGAUCUCUGGGUCAAACUGGCGCUUGGUUUUUACUGUUACUUCCCCUCCAGGUGCUAAUUUUACAGCUCGAUCCAAGACCUUUUCUGUCUUACCUGUGACCCACAAGGAGAGAUCAACGAUCAUCCUGGCCUUGUCCCUGUGCUCACUGGUGUCGUGGCUGGCUCUGACCUGUCUCAUUUGCUGCUGGUUUAAGAAAAACAAAAAUAGAAAAAUAAAACCUGAAGACGUGUCUGAAUCCCGGGCUAAGGAUCAAAAGAAGAACACCCAUCUCUCUUCCAAACACCGAGGAGGACUACAUGUAAAGACAGCAAAGGAAGACUCCGCAAUGGGGGAAGAUAUGAGAAUGAAGGCCGUGCAGGGAAGGCAGAACCAGUUUCCCCAACAGUCAGUGGAAGGAGUGUCCAAAAGAAAUGUUAGUCGCCAUGCUGUCCCAGAGGAAGGAGCUGCUACACCUGCCCCGAAGACUCCCAGAAUCACAUCCCAGGGGCUCACCUGUGUUCCAGGAUCGCUUGCUCAGCAGCUGACCCUGCAGGAGCCUGGGAAUUGGAAGGAAGCCCAGAAACAGUUGCUCAGAUACCAGCUGGCAGGGCACAAUCAGCUGCUCCUGCUAUGUCCGAACCUCAGGCGAGAGAGGCAGCAGGGUCAGCAGUCUAGCCAGCUGAACAAAGGGAGUGACUGCACGGAGCUUUCCCCAGAGAAGGGCACUUGUGUUCCCUCUGAGACUGUCUGCCUCCACACAGCACCGUCAGAAACUAUCCAGUAACAGCUCUGAGUGUGGAACAGUGUGGGUGUUUGUAGGAAAAUAAAAAAAUUAUUUCUACAUAGUAAAUGGGAGAGAAGAGGCCUGAUCUGGCAGGACAACUAUGGGGGAGUAUGGGCUUUCAAUCUUUUGACUUUAAUGUGGAAGACAGUCGGAGAAAGGCUUGUAGACCGAGACUGUGACUGAUUAUGUCUCUUGUAACUGUCAUUGAUCCUACCCAAUUCCAGCAAAUAAUAGGCUCUCAAACACUUGCUGAUGUUUUCCUAGGUUCAGACUGGUUGCAAUGCAGCCAACUUUAUACCUGUGCUAUACUGAAUUUCACUAUUAGGAACUGUGACUUAAGCCUCUCUUACAGUGAACUCCCACAAUGCUUUGGGCUUGUCUUCUAGAAGACUUGUGAUUGGUUUAGUGAGCUGCAGUUAUAUUUGCAAUGCUACAGAAUACUCAAGAGGCAUCUUGUUCCUUGCUCCACCAAAACUUACCCUCCCACAAGAGUCAAAUUCAUGACUAUUACUUAUAGAUUUUAUUUCAUUUAAAUUCAGUCAGUUUAAAUUCAGUCAUUGUUGAGAGCUGUCUGUAUUACAAAUAUUGUCAUUUGUACCUCAUGAGUAUUUUUACUGGAAAGAUUAUGAUCACGUGGGCUUUGUUGGAAUUUCAGUUAAUAAAGAUGUGAAAAUACUAAA